Molecule: messenger RNA, 3323 nt
Organism: Malaclemys terrapin pileata
Lineage: Eukaryota; Metazoa; Chordata; Testudines; Emydidae
Gene: RFX1
Product: regulatory factor X1
Exons: 22
Coding region: 303-3209 (968 amino acids)
Biological process (GO): regulation of transcription by RNA polymerase II
Cellular component (GO): nucleus
Molecular function (GO): DNA-binding transcription factor activity, RNA polymerase II-specific; RNA polymerase II cis-regulatory region sequence-specific DNA binding
Source: RefSeq, a predicted model, not a curated record
UUGCCCCGGUGAGGGAACACGGAGGGCGCCAUAGCCACGGUAGUCGUGGCGACCAGGAAACCCGGCAACAACAACAACAACCGCCCCGAGCGGACCCCCUCCCCCCCCCCACCGACUAAUCGAUACCCUCCCAAAACCCGGCCCCGCCGCGGCCGAUGACCGGCGGCUCCACCCGGCCCCGGCGCGUCGGACCCUGAAGCGAAGCGGCCUCCGCGGGGCUCCGGGACCGGGCCGCGGGGAGGGACCGUUCAGGAAGCAAAAAAAAAAAAGCCUUAUUUAUUAUCAUUUUCCCCACUGUUGGCAUGGCAACACAGGCGUACGUUACGGAAUUACAGGCAGCUCAGCAACAGUCACAACAGCAACAGGCGCAGCAACAGCCGGCGGCGACGGCAACAACGGCGGCACCAGCAGCAGCCCAGCAACAGUAUGUAGCGGAAUUGCAAAGCACGCAGCAACAACCAGCCACUCAGAAACAGUAUGUCUCGGAAAUCCAGGCCCCACAGCCGCAGGCUCAGGCCACGGGCCAACAAACACCAACACCAGCCCCGCAGCAGUAUAUCAUAGUCACGGUGUCCGAAGGUGCCAUGAGACCCAGUGACUCCGUCUCUGAGUCCAGCCCGGGCUCGACGGCCACACAGUCUGGGGUGCCAACACAGGUGGUGCAGCAAGUCCAGGCCACGCAGCAGAGGCUGUUGGUUCAAGCCAGUGUGCAGGCUAAGCCACCUUCGGUAUCCCCCCUCCAGCUAACAGGUGUUCAAGUGCCCCAGCAGCGGCUGGUGGUGCAGAGUACUUCCCAGGCUAGCAAAGGAAGCCAAGUCUCGGUGGCCGUGCACAGUGUUCAGCAGCAGGUCCAUUCUCCACCGGAGCACUCCCCUGUCCAGAGCAACAGCUCCACCGCCAAACCAGGACAAGUGCAGCAGCUUCAGGUGCAUGGAGUCCAGCAAGUGCCCGUCUCGCAAGAGCGCUCAGUCGUGCAGACCACCCCCCAGGCCCCGAAAUCGGGCACAGUACAACAGCUGACGGUGCAAGGACUCCAGCAGGUUCACGUCACUCAAGAGCAAAAGGUGGUGAUUGAGCAGCUGCCGUUCCUCUCCUCUCAUCACGCCAGUCCCGACCAGAGAGUCAAGAUUCAGAGAGUCCCUCAGGUGCUAGUGUUUGGGACAGCAGCUACAGCUCUUAAAGUGCAGCAGCUGCAGCAGGUGCCCGUCCAGCAUGUCUAUCCCAACCAGGUGCAGUACGUGGAAGGGGGCGACGCCAGUUACACAGCGAGCACCAUACGUUCCAGCACUUACCCGUACACAGAGACCCCCCUCUAUACACAGAACACAGGAGCUAAUUACUAUGAAUCGCAAGCCACCCCGGCGCAGGUCACCACUCCUGCAACCUCCCAGACCGUGGCCAGCACUGGAUCCGUCCCUAUGUACGUCUCCGGAGGGCAGAUCAUAGCCAAUCCGAGCGGAGGAGGCGGCGGAGGCGGCGGAGGAGGUGGUGGUGGCGGAACGGGAACCUAUGUGAUUCAGGGAGGAUACAUGUUAGGAAGCUCCAGUCAGUCUUACUCCCACACCACACGUGCCUCUCCAGCAACCGUCCAGUGGCUGCUGGAUAACUACGAGACGGCCGAGGGCGUGAGCCUGCCGCGUAGCACUCUCUACUGCCAUUACCUGCUGCACUGCCAGGAGCAGAAACUGGAGCCAGUAAACGCAGCGUCUUUUGGCAAGCUGAUCCGAUCCGUGUUCAUGGGACUCCGCACCCGCAGGCUUGGCACACGAGGGAACUCCAAGUACCACUACUACGGCCUCCGCAUCAAAGCCAACUCGCCACUGCUGCGCCUGAUGGAGGAUCAGCAGCACCUGGCCAUGAGGCAGCAACCCUUCUCCCAGAAGCAAAGACUCAAGCCCAUUCAGAAGAUGGAGGGGAUGACCAACGGGGCGGCGGUGGGCCAGCAGCCGGGCUCUGGGCUGUCUGACAUCAGUGCUCAAGUGCAGCAGUAUCAGCAGUUCCUGGAUGCGUCACGGACCCUCUCCGAGUUCUCUGAGAUAGACCUACAAGGGAAACCUCUGCCUGAUGGCAUCGGGGCAGAGGAUGUGAAGGCCUUCCAGCUGCUCUACCGAGAGCAUUGUGAGGCCAUUGUAGACGUGAUGAUAAACCUGCAGUUCACUCUGGUGGAGACCUUAUGGAAGACCUUCUGGAGGUACAACUUGAACCAGCCCAGUGAAGCCACCCCCAUAGCAGUUCACGAUGAAGCAGAGAAGCGUCUCCCAAAGAACUGCCUGGUGAUACUGUCCAAAUACGAACCUGUCCUGAAAUGGACAAAGGACUGUGACAACAUGCUGUACCAGGGGCUGGUGGAGAUCCUCAUCCCCGACGUUCUCCGGCCCAUUCCCAGUGCCUUGACGCAAGCGAUCCGAAAUUUCGCCAAGAGUUUGGAAAGCUGGUUAACCAACGCAAUGAUGAAUAUUCCUGAAGAGAUGGUCCGAGUGAAGGUGGCAGCAGCAAGUGCCUUUGCCCAGACUCUGCGGCGAUACACCUCCCUGAACCACCUCGCCCAGGCUGCCCGGGCCGUAUUACAGAAUACGGCCCAGAUCAACCAGAUGCUGAGCGACCUCAAUCGGGUGGACUUUGCAAACGUCCAGGAGCAGGCCUCGUGGGUGUGCCGCUGUGAGGACCGCGUGGUGCAGCGCCUGGAGCAGGAUUUCAAGCUGACCCUGCAGCAACAGAACUCCCUGGAGCAGUGGGCGGUGUGGCUGGACGGGGUGGUCACCCAGGUCCUCAAGCCCCACCAGGGCAGCUCCAGCUUCCCCAAGGCCGCCAAGCUUUUCCUCCUCAAGUGGUCCUUCUACAGCUCCAUGGUAAUCCGGGAUCUGACCCUGAGGAGCGCCGCCAGCUUCGGCUCCUUUCAUCUCAUCCGGCUCCUCUACGACGAGUACAUGUACUAUCUGAUAGAGCACCGAGUGGCCCAGGCCAAGGGAGAGACCCCCAUCGCUGUCAUGGGAGAGUUUGCUAACCUGACGAGCUCCUUGAAUUCUCUGGACGCAGACAAAGAUGAGGAGGAGGAGGAAGAGGAGGAGAGCGACGACGAGAUGCAGCAGGAGAUUUCCCUCAACUCCAAUGACUCCAGCAGCCUGACAGCCGAGUCCCUGGAGCCCCCCUCCAAGCUCUCACGGACGGACUCCAGGGGGAUCUUUGUGCAAGCCCUGCCUUCCAGCUAGAGGCCAGAGAGACGCCUGCGUGGGCCUGGAGUCAGAACCGCCCAGCCAGAGCCGAGUCCUGUGUCCAGUUCCUCCCGGCUGCUGCCUAGUGAUAAAGAUGAGCUGUUCCCUGUC